AUGAGCUCCAUACCGACCCCCGAGGGAGUGAUCAACUGGGACACCCUCAAUGAAAUCGUGUCAAUGGACGAGGACAGCCCAGAUUUCUCGAAAAACCUGAUCAUUCAGUAUUUCGAUCAGGCCGCGACCACUUUCGACCAGAUUCAGGAGGAGUUGGACGGCAAGUGCGAACUCGAGCAACUGGCAUCCUUGGGCCAUUUUUUGCGUGGAUCUUCGGCUGCGUUGGGACUACAACGGAUCGCAUGGGCUUGUGAACGCAUACAGAAUCUCGGCCGUAAGCGUGAAGGUUCUAUAAGGGGCCAAACUGUUCCUGACUCUCACUACGCACAGCUCAUCACUGAGGCUCUGGCUUAUGCCAGAACUGAGUUCAUCGCUGCCAAGGCCGAGCUAUCUGCAUUCUACGGAAGUGAACUCUGA
Messenger RNA from Lachancea nothofagi CBS 11611, 417 nucleotides. The record is from the annotation of a GenBank genome assembly. Lineage: Eukaryota; Fungi; Ascomycota; Saccharomycetes; Saccharomycetales; Saccharomycetaceae.